Oryzias melastigma (Indian medaka) is the source of this 1104-nucleotide messenger RNA. RefSeq lists its product as uncharacterized. The transcript has 2 exons. Gene Ontology annotation, cellular component: plasma membrane; cytoplasmic vesicle. NCBI's taxonomy places the organism in Eukaryota, Metazoa, Chordata, Actinopteri, Beloniformes, Adrianichthyidae. Gene Ontology annotation, biological process: positive regulation of canonical Wnt signaling pathway. The record is from RefSeq and is a predicted model, not a curated record. Bases 356 to 1042 code for a protein of 228 amino acids.
CUUGCUUUAACUAUUUUCCUUCCUGUUUGAUGCACAUUUUAGGCAUCCCAAGGGUCAGAGUUAGCAGCAGUUACAGUAACUGUGUGAUGUUCUGCGACCACUUUCAUCCACUCUUGAAAGUAAAAUUCAAACCUCUUAUUUUUAAGAGCUAAAUACUGAAGCAGAAAUGCAAAACAACGAGUUAUAUAAUAGAAAGUUUGCCCACAAAAUCUGCAAAAACAAUCAUCCCAUCAUGUUUUCAUUUUUCCUUUGCAGCUGGUGCAACACUUCCAAACUAUUAGUAUUUGUAGUAAAUUUUCUUUCUCAAGUUCCUAUGAGUUAAAGUUGCUGCAUCACUUUUAGUCUGCAGCAACACAUGACGGUUUCUUGCUUAUUGCACCAUCAGCACUCACAGCCGAGUACUCCCAAACAGCAAUCAAUAAUCACUCUGUUUCCUUCUUACCUCGCCACCGCGUCCUCUUCAUCACUCUUUUCCUCUUGUUUGCAGGCAGACGCGUCUCCAUGGGUGAGGCCUGCUGAUCCAGAAAUCUCUACAGAUCCUCUUCAGUCCUCUUCCUCCAUCAGUCUGCCCUCCUCCACUUCAGUCACCAUGACCUCCACCAGCAAGCUGCUGGGUUUGGCUGAGGUGGGGCUGAAGUGUGACCAGGAGAUCGAGAGGAAAUAUGAGAUCGUGCCCUCCGUGGUCUGCUCCAUGUGUUGUCUUUUUGGAAUCAUCUACUGCUUCUUUGGUUAUCGAUGCUUCAAGGCCGUGCUGUUCCUAACUGGCCUGAUGUUUGGCUCUGUGGUCAUCUUCAUGCUGUGCCACAAGGAGAGAGUGAUGGACACCCAGCUGAGUGUGGAGGCCUCUGUGGGCAUCGGCCUUGGCAUUGGAACCCUGUGUGGCCUGGUGACCAUGUUGGUCCGCAGUGUGGGACUCUUUAUGGUGGGUCUGCUGUUGGGCCUGCUGACUGGAGUUGCAUCAUUGGUGGUAAAUAUAGAUAUUUUUUUCUUUUUUGAUGACAUUUUUACUUUGUUAAAAUGUAUUUGUAAUAGAUUGGAUUAAUUAUGUUAAUGGUCGCACUUCCUGCCUUUAAGAACAGAUACACAGAAAAUGUGCGCUUGCUC